UAAUGGAGAAUAAUGUAAUCAUGGAAGAGUCUGAGGAGCCAAAACAAAGGGAAGAACAUCAGUCCCAGAGUUUGAUUAAGGUUGAUGAUUUAAUGCCAGGAAUUGAUGUGUUUCCCACAGCUUUAUCUGAGGAACAACUGGAAGCAGCUACAGAGAAAGCCCGACAAAAUUUGUUUGGAUCCAGUGGGAUUUUUCACCUGGAUGAUAUUGUUGAGAAAAAUGAUACAGUUUCAAUCAUAAUAAAUGAUCGGGCUAAAGAACAUUGUCUAAAAGGAAACCAUUUUCUUCAGUUUGGGGAUCUGGAGGAAGCUGUGUUUUCGUUUAGUAAAGCGAUUGCACUAAACCCUCAGAUGAAGGAGUUUUAUUUGAGAAGAGCUGAGGCAUAUCUCCAAAUUGGCGAUUUCCAGUCUUCUAUUGUCAACUACAGAAUGGCCAGUUCUUUGGAUCCCUCAGAUGAAGACCUGCGCUCACAGAUAGCACUCACCCUGUACAUCCAGGGUCAAAGUCUUUUUGAAAUGAAAUUAUAUACGGAGGCCUUAGAGGUUUUUGUACAAGCUUCAGAGAUGCAACUUGGAAAUCAUCAUUACCACAUGCGAAGUGUUGAGGCCUUGAUUGCAUUGGGAAGACUUGAAGAGUCUCUUCAACUGGUCAACGAACAACUUGAGAACGUAAAGACCAAUCCUGAGCUCUAUAUCCUUCGUGCCAGACUGCACGAUCAUUUUAACCAAAUAGCUAAUUGUUAUCAAGAUGUUAGUAGUGCCCUGGCUUUGGAUCCGACCCAUCAGGAGGCAUUAUCACUAAUGGCUACUCUGGUGAGUAGAGCUGAAGAAGCAAAGAUGCGUGCGAUUAACAAAUCCCUGAUUGGCAACUUAAAGAGUGCACUGGACAACAUCAAUGAAGCUAUCGACAAUAACCCCAAUAAAGCAGACUAUUUUGUCUUCAGGGGAACCCUGUAUAGGAAAUUCAAGAAUUUUAAUGCUGCUAUUGAUGACUACCUCUUCAUCUUGGACAAAUUAAGUAAGACAAAGGAGAGUGAUAUCUACCUGGAGACUCAGAAACAACUCCUUCUAACAUACAAUGACUUUGCAGUGCACUGUUACCACAAAGGGUUUUUCGAAGAGGCGAUUACUCUCUUAAACCUGUGUAUUAGGGGAGAAAAGCAGCAAAAGGGGCUGUACAUCAACCGAGGGGAUUGUUUCCUCAAGCAGUGUAAUCUGGACUUUGCACUGUUAGACUAUGAGCAAGCUCAUGAGCUAGACCCUGAGGACUGGCGUGUUCAAAUCCGUAUUGCUGCGAUAAACAACGAGAAAGGCCUUAUGGAACAUCAGAAUGGGAACUAUCAGGAGGCUGAACAGCAAUUUACCCAUGCCAUUGAGAGCAAUCCACAGGUGUCCCAAUACUACCUUCACAGGGCGAAAACACGAGCUAUUCUGCAGCAAAUAUCUGGUUCCCAGGAAGAUGCAAUCAUCUCAUUGCUGUUGGAUGUAAGAAAUAAAGAGGUUAUUCCACUUUUAACGCAUCUCUUCCCUGGAAAAUCCAGAGAUGAGAUUUUGGCCAGUAAGAUUGUAGCAUCUGCAAGAGCAACAUUAAAUGCUAGCCUCGUCAGGAAAAAGAUUCAGGAAAGAAGGACCCUCACAACAAAUCAAGCCCGUGAGAAUGUAGACAGAAAGAAAGAUGUGCAGAAGGCAGAAAGCAAUUUUGCACCUUGUAUAAAAGAAGCAAAUCUGUAUAAUGAAAUUGUUGAGAGAAAGAAAAUGCUCACUCAAGAGAUCAGAGACUCUCUUCAUUACAGGAAACCCCUGCUGAUUGACAGACCAAACAUCAGUAUGAUUUUAAAACCGCUAGCUAACCCCAACCAAAGUUCAGAAGCAGCGUCACCCAACAAGCCAUGCAAGUGGAAGAGCUCUACAGACACCAACUGA
Molecule: messenger RNA, 1922 nt
Organism: Hemiscyllium ocellatum (epaulette shark)
Lineage: Eukaryota; Metazoa; Chordata; Chondrichthyes; Orectolobiformes; Hemiscylliidae
Product: tetratricopeptide repeat protein 16-like
Exons: 13
Coding region: 3-1922 (639 amino acids)
Molecular function (GO): protein binding
Source: RefSeq, a predicted model, not a curated record